Messenger RNA from Haliotis rufescens (red abalone), 6308 nucleotides. RefSeq names its product nascent polypeptide-associated complex subunit alpha, muscle-specific form-like. The record is from RefSeq and is a predicted model, not a curated record. Bases 1 to 5493 code for a protein of 1830 amino acids. Gene Ontology annotation, biological process: proteolysis. The transcript has 9 exons. Gene Ontology annotation, molecular function: zinc ion binding; metalloendopeptidase activity. Lineage: Eukaryota; Metazoa; Mollusca; Gastropoda; Lepetellida; Haliotidae.
AUGUUCGCUGCCUUCCCCAGCAACGACACGUCGUCCCCGGGUGGUGCCUUAGCCUAUGCGAGCAGACAGCAAGUGUGCAGUGGGGUGCUUCUUGACAUGGAUAUGUGUCUGACCCUCAAACAACAGCAGCUGAUUGAUCACUACCGAGCGCUAGAUGCAAGAAGUCCGAGACGCUGGAAGAGGAAAGCCCUGACCGCCUUGUCGUCACGAUGGUUAGAGAAGGAGAUUCCCUACGAAAUUAAAACAGGGAUAUUCAAUGUCAAAGAAGUCGAGACGAUCCACGCGUCCAUGAGGGAGUGGGAGAAGGAGACGUGCAUCACGUUCCGCCCAGCUAAUUCCAAAGACAAGGAUAAGGCAGUCAUCAACACCGGAUCCGGAUGCUUCUCUCGAAUCGGUCGGGUUGGUGGCGAACAGGAAAUUACACUCGGACCAGGAAACUGUAGAACGAAAAAGGUAGUUAUGCACGAGCUUGGCCAUGCGUUAGGCCUUAUUCACGAACACCAGCGUUCUGACCGCGACGACCACGUCUACAUCAACAUGACGAGCGUCAAGCCGUUGUUCGUGCCACAGUUCAAGAUGAUCAGCAAACGCUUGGUGGAGACGGAGGAUGUCCAGUAUGACUACAUGUCGCUCAUGCAUUAUGGGAAAUCGUUCUUCUCCAUCGAUGGAAAAAAGGUGACAAUCAAGACCCUUGAUCCAAAAUACCAGGAUGUGAUUGGCCGGGUAGAGUCGUUGUCCUUCACAGACAUAAAGUCCAUCAACCUUAUGUACAAGUGUGCAGAGUUUUGCCCUCGCCGUGUGACGUGUAUCAAUGGGGGGUACCAAGGCCCGAGCUGCAAAUGUGUCUGCCCUAAACCUUCAGUGUCCUGCGAAAGUAGCGAGCCUCUUAAAUCCGACACCACAGGGUUUUCAGGGACGUAUGUACCGUUUCAUUCCUACACAGCUUCAGCCAAUAGAACCGACCCCCCUGUCGAGGCAGAAGAAGCUGCUAACCUCAUUGGAAGCAACCCUUGGUUGGGCAGCCAGAAACCUCAAGGUCAACCAGAUAAACCCAUUCUGAAGGUGACCGAUCGCCAAACACAGGGGCAGAAUGAGGUAAUUUUUAUGUCCACGGCAAACAUUUCUGCUGCACUUGCAACCUUGGUACCAGAGAAAAGCCAAACAAUCGAUCUUUCUUCACCAGCAAGCUACCAGCAAGCAGCAGAUACACUCGGAGGGCCUUCUGUUACGCAUCUCUACCUUUCAGAUCUGGUUAGAAAUCGUUCCAAGACAUCACAGUACCCUUCAGAUUUAGUUGGACAACCUACACCUUCAACUUCACUUCUAAUGACAGCCAACUACACUUCAGAUACAGCUGGACAACCUUCCAUGACAGCCAACUACACUUCAGAUACAGCUGGACAACCUUCCAUGACAGCACGCUACCCUUCGGAUUCAGCUGGACAACCGUCCAUGACAGCACGCUACCCUUCAUUUACAGCUGGACAACCUUCCAUGACAGAACGCUACCCUUCAGAUACAGCUAGACAACCUUCCAUGACAGCACGCUACCCUUCGGAUACAGCUGGACAACCGUCCAUGACAGCACGCUACCCUUUGGAUACAGCUGGACAACAGUCCAUGACAGCACGCUACCCUUCAGUUACAGCUGGACAACCUUCCAUGACAGCACGCUACCCUUCAGAUACAGCUAGACAACCUUCCAUGACAGCACGCUACCCUUCGGAUUCAGCUGGACAAGCUUCCAUGACAGCGGGCUACCCUUCAGAUACAGCUGGACAACCUUCCAUGACAGCACGCUACCCUUCAGAUACAGCUAGACAACCUUCCAUGACAGCACGCUACCCUUCGGAUACGGCUGGACCACCUUCCAUGACAGCACGCUACCCUUCGGAUUCAGCUGGACAACCUUCCAUGACAGCACGCUACCCUUCAGAUACAGCUGGACAGCCUUCCAUGACAGCACGCUACCCUUCAAAUACAGCUGGACAACCUUCCUUGACAUCGCGCUUCCCUUCAGAUACAGCUGGACAACCUUCCUUAACAGCACGCUACCCUUCAAAUACAGGUAGACAACCUUCCAUGACAGAACGCUACCCUUCAGAUACAGCUGGACAACCUUCCAUGACAGAACGCUACCCUUUAGAUACAGCUGGACAACCGUCCAUGACAGCACGCUACCCUUCAGAUACAGCUGGACAACCUUCCAUGACAGCACGCUACCCUUCAGAUACAGCUGGACAACCUUCCUUGACAGCACGCUACCCUUCAAAUACAGGUAGACAACCGUCCAUGACAGCACGCUACCCUUCAGAUAGAGCUAGACAAGCUUCUAUGACAGCACGCUACCCUUCAGAUACAGCUGGACAAGCUUCCAUGACAGCACGCUACCCUUCAGAUACAGCUGGACGACCUUCCAUGACAGCACGCUACCCUUCAGAUACGGCUGGACAACCUUCAAUGACAGAACGCUACCCUUCGGAUACAGCUAGACAAGCUUCCAUGACAGCACGCUACCCUUCAGAUACAGCUGGACAACCUUCAAUGACAGCACGCUACCCUUCAGAUACAGCUGGACCACCUUCCAUGACAGACCGCUACCCUUCAGAUACAGCUGGACAACCUUCCAUGACAGCACGCUACCCUUCAGAUACAGCUGGACCACCUUCCAUGACAGCACGCUACCCUUCAGAUACAGCUGGACCACCUUCCAUGACAGCACGCUACCCUUCGGAUACAGCUGGACCACCUUCCAUGACAGCACGCUACCCUUCAGAUACAGCUGGACAACCUUCCAUGACAGCACGCUACCCUUCAGAUACGGCUGGACAACCUUCCAUGACAGCACGCUACCCUUCAGAUACGGCUGGACAACCUUCCAUGACAGCACGCUACCCUUCGAAUACAGCUGGACAACUGUCCAUGACAGCACGCUACCCUUCAGAUACAGCUGGACAACCUUCCUUGACAGCACGCUUCCCUUCGGAUACGGCUGGACAACCUUCCAUGACAGCACGCUACCCUUCAAAUACAGCUGGACAACCUUCCUUGACAGCACGCUACCCUUCAAAUACAGCUGGACAACCUUCCUUGACAGCACGCUACCCUUCAAAUACAGCUGGACAACCUUCCAUGACAGCACGCUACCCUUCAGAUACAGCUAGACAACCUUCCAUGACAGCACGCUACCCUUCAGAUACAGCUAGACAACCAUCCAUGACAGCACGCUACCCUUCGGAUACAGCUAGACCACCUUCCAUGACAGCACGCUACCCUUCGGAUACAGCUAGACAACCUUCCAUGACAGCACGCUACCCUUCAAAACCAGUCAGUCAACCUUCCAAAUCGUCAAAUCCAGUAAGACAACCUCAAAUGACAUCGCGCUACCCUUCGAACUCAGAGAGGCAACAACCAGUCACAUCCCAAUACAUGCCAAAUCCGGCUGGACGACCUUCAAUGACGGCUCGCUACCCGCCGGGCCGGGUUGGGCAACCUUCCAUACCAGCAGGUUACCCUUCAAGUUCGAGCAGGCGAAGCCUAAGUCUCGGAAGAACUGGUCGUCGUGGUGUGGAAAGAAGACUUCAGUCAGUUGUAAAGCAAGAUCCUAGACCACAAUACGGGCCCUAUGCCAACCGACAAGCACAGAGAACCGAGGUUCCUGGUCAGGUAUACCCAAGACGGCCAGACGCCCAGGCUUCAAGAAACGGUCCGUUCAACAGACCAGCGCAACGAAGUCAGGUACCGAACGCACCAGAGGAACAUUUCAGGUUUCACAUUCCCGGUGACGUGAUUCUCUCAGCCCUCCAUGAUGCUGUCAAAGAAAUCAGUGGACGCAUGCCAUCGCCUUCCGCGCCAUGGGCUGCAGGUAGCUUCCAACGACCACAGCCACAAAAACAGCCAGGGCCACAACAGAUGCAACCGCAACCCCAACCGCAAACGCAAACGCAAACGCAACCAGAAGAGCCAGAACCAUUGCAACAGAUAAAUCCCCAAGAACCACAAUCAAACUUGCAGUCUCAAUUACAGUUUUUGGAUUCCCAACAGCCACCACGAGUUCAGCCUCAGUCUGGAAAUGAAACUCAAACUCCACCACAACCACAACCACAACCACAACUCCAAACUCAACAAGAACCACAAACUCAACCACAACGGUUGAGUUUUCCUAGUCCACCACAACCAAACCCACAACCACAACCACAACCACAACCGCAAACACAAAGACAGAUUCCACCAGAAAAACAAUCACAAACUGAAUCACAGUUGAUGAGUUUUCAUAGUCCACAACAGCCACAAAGCCAACCUCAACCACAACCUCAACCACAACCUCAACCACAACCUCAACCACAACUGUUGAGUGUUAAUAAUUCACAACAACCACAACCACAACCUCAACAGCAACCUCAACCCCAAAGACAAAUUUCACCAGAAAUACAAUUACAAACUCAACCCCAACCACUAUCCCAAAGAGAGGUCCAACCUCAACCACAACUGUUGAGUGUUGAUAAUUCACCACAACAACAACCUCAACAGCAACCUCAACCCCAAAGACAAAUUUCACCAGAAUUACAAUUACAAACUCAACCCAAACCACUAUCCCAAAGACAGGUCCAACCUCAACCAAAACAGUUGAGUGUUGAUAAUUCACCACAACCACAACCACAACCGCAACCUCAACAGCAACCUCAACCCCAAAGACAAAUUUCACCAGAAUUACAAUUUCAAACUCAACCCCAACCACUAUCCCAAAGACAGGUCCAACCUCAACCACAACUGUUGAGUGUUAAUAAUCCACCACAACCACAGCCACAACCUCAACCACAACCACAACCACAACCGAAACCGCAACCUCAACAGCAACCUCAACCCCAAAGACAAAUUUCACCAGAAAUACAAACUCAACCCCAAACACUAACUCAAAGACAGGGCCAACCUCAACCACAACCUCAACGCCUUCAGCCAUGGCCGCAGCAGCGAUCUCAAAUGUAUUCUCGCCAGCAAUCUCAACCUCAGCGUUUUCCAACAAGUCAAAGGCGUCAAUUCAGGCGAAAUGGCCCACGAGAGAAUCUAGCUGGACGUCAAAUACCUCAGAUCAGGCGACGAAAUCCAGAAUUGGUUAGAUCCAGAAGACCAAUAAGGCUGGAGGCUUCCGUUCCCCGAGGACAACAAAGGCGUGUCCAACCAAGCGUUCAAGAACGACAGACAGUCCAUCGCAUCAAAGUAAAACUUAUGAAUUCACAACGAGAGAGAGCCGCGCCAAGGGACGGACAGUGGCCAUUAAGACAAGGCCAGAUUCGAGGUCAAAAUCGAGGUCGCACUGGCACGAUGAGGUCUACGGGAGCAUCGAGGCCAACUGAUGCUGCUUCAGGUCAGGGAACACGUGGUGCUCGGUGUUUCGACAUCAUGAGUUCAUGCCGUCAGUUUGCUGACCCCCACAUUUGCAGUAAAUCGGACUUCGUGAGGAAUAACUGUCGCCGAGCUUGUCAGAGUUGCUAAAUUAUGAUUGGUCGGUUGAUCUGCUAAUGGGAGCGGUCGCAGAACUUGUCAAAUUUAGUGAAGAGUGAUUGGUCAGUUGAUCAGGUCAAGGUCAUAUGUGAUCCACCAAUGGUGAUGGUGAAAUUGCGAGACAGUGUCCAGUAUUUGUUUUUCGCAUUGUGCAAUUUAAAUAAUUAUUUAUUCAGUAAGGUAACGGUGAUUGGACGCAGUUGAUGUGGUAGGUUUUCCGUACGAUAAAAGUUAUGGGUUCGAGCAAAGCAUCGAUAUAUCAAGGUAUUCGAGACAUAGGUCCUGACUCUUCCAGAAUGCUUUCGAUUUACGGAGGGAUGAGCUUCGACAAUCUUCAGACUGGUCAGGUUACAGAAACGUGCGGAAGUGUUCGAGUUAUAAUUAGUGGCGCAUGAAGAAGGAACUUGCAUGGUUCAUAGGUCUUCGAUAUACCAAAACAUUCGAGACAGACCAAGUUAAUGUUCAAAUGUAAGUGAUUCCGGGCCAGGGAGACUUCGAUAUAUAAAGACAUUCGAGACCAAUGUUGAUAAAGAUACAAAUUAAGGGGUUCCUUAAGGGCCAGAAAGACUUCGAUAUAUCGAGGCAUUCGAGACAGAUAUGGUUAACGUUGCAUGUAAUAGUAAAUACGUAAGGUUCAGGCCGCUACGGCUUUCGACACAAACCGGAAGUUCAAUUUCGAUCAUUGAGUGAGUGAGUGAGUGAGUUGGGUUUAACGCCGCUUUUAACAGUAUUCAAUUUAUAUCACGGCGUGCCAGCUUAAUGUGGGAGGAAAGCCCGAAGUAAAGCAGGUCUCAGACGUUUACCAC